AUGAACAGCAACGGGGGCGUAGAAGGGCCCUGGCCCGACCUGGCCCCGCCCCCUGAGGCUGUUCAUCUCUUCCACAGCUACGAAGACCUUAAGGCUCAGCUGUUGCCAUUGAAAAGCCCUAAGCAGCAGCCACAGAUAUCAGGAAAACUCCAGUCCCCUGCCGAUUCUCCGCAUGAAACACUGUCAUGCGAGCCUUCCCUCACGAAAGCUUCAGCCCUGCAGUCACCGUCCCUCGGACCCUUUGGUGCCCUGCGGCCUUCCUCACAAGCAUGCAGUCUCAGCCGAGACACGGCAGCAACUCAUUGUGCACCCACCACGGGGACUUCUCCUACGGUUUUCCACCGCAGGGAUGCGGGCCCCACGUGUGGGAAGGAGAGAGCUCGUGGUAGCCGAGGCUCUACUUCGUUGCCUAUAGCACAAGGCGUUCUCUCUGAGAAGAUUCAGGGAAUUCAUGGAAUUACGGGGAGGCCGGAAACAAUGAGCAGCCAGAUCAACGAGGCAGCAGCUUCCCCCAUAUUCACAUACAGCAGUUCUCUCCCCCUAACUACUAGCUUUGAUGAAACCAAAGCCCAACGGAGGACCCGCAGCAGUGAUGCUGUCGGGGACCUCUUUGUUGAAGACAAGAGCAAGAGACAGGCGUCCGUGUGUGGACGAGAGCCGUUCAUUGACAGUUCAGCUCUGCAAGGCGAGAUUCCGCCAGAAGUAGAGUGCUUGCUGCUGCGGUUACAGCACCGCAGCUACAGUACCGGAACGGAAGCCCCAUUCAGCUGGCGCCGAGCUAAGGAACGAGCUAAAGCAGUUGCUGCUGCAGCACGGGGCAGCAGCAGCACCAGUUGCAUUGCAACGGGAGGCGGCUGGAAGUUCGACGGCGAUAUGUUGGUGCCAGAAGAAGCAGAAAAAUCCAAAAUACUUCGGCAGGAGGCCCUGCAGCGAGUGCGUCAAAGGGCAAGAGAGGCGCGGGAAAGGCAGCAGCAAGAGCUGCUGCAGCAACAGCUAGAGCAGGAGCAGCAGCAGCAGCGAAGCGAAGUCCUCAGUAAACAGUUACGGCGGCGCACUCUGCAACGAAUCCGGGAAAAUGUCCUGAAGCAAGAGGAAGAAAGGCAGCAACAGGAGCUGCUGCAGCAGCAAAUGAUGCGGCAAGCCGAAGUGCAGAGGCAGUAUUGCGCUAGACACCGCAAAGCCCUUCAGCAGCGGCUGCUUCAGCAGCAGCAAGAGAUUAAAGACAAGAUAAGAAUGCAUGCGGAAGAGAGCGUCAGACAAUCCAGGGAUGCAAAGGCAAGAGGAGCUGUGUCUGCUUACUUAAUUUGUAAAUUAUUCCUGCAAAUGUGUGUGCAUAUGGGCACAACGAUACGCGUUCUGUUUGACAAGACUUCCCAUGGCUCAGAGCACAUACAAAUAUAG
Eimeria maxima is the source of this 1401-nucleotide messenger RNA. RefSeq lists its product as hypothetical. Lineage: Eukaryota; Apicomplexa; Conoidasida; Eucoccidiorida; Eimeriidae. The transcript has a single exon. Bases 1 to 1401 code for a protein of 466 amino acids. The record is from RefSeq and is a predicted model, not a curated record.